AUGAGGAACUACUUGGGAGCACUCGCACAUGCCUUCACCAGCACCAGCCUCCACCAGCGCCAGCCUCCACCAGCACCAGCCUCCACCAGCUUCAGCCUUCACCAGUGCCAGCCUCCACCAGCGCCAGCCUCCACCAGCACCAGCCUCCACCAGCUUCAGCCUUCACCAGUGCCAGCCUCCACCAGCGCCAGCCUCCACCAGCACCAGCCUCCACCAGCUUCAGCCUUCACCAGUGCCAGCCUCCACCAGCGCCAGCCUCCACCAGCACCAGCCUCCACCAGCUUCAGCCUUCACCAGUGCCAGCCUCCACCAGCGCCAGCCUCCACCAGCACCAGCCUCCACCAGCUUCAGCCUUCACCAGUGCCAGCCUCCACCAGCGCCAGCCUCCACCAGCACCAGCCUCCACCAGCUUCAGCCUUCACCAGUGCCAGCCUCCACCAGCGCCAGCCUCCACCAGCACCAGCCUCCACCAGCUUCAGCCUUCACCAGUGCCAGCCUCCACCAGCGCCAGCCUCCACCAGCACCAGCCUCCACCAGCUUCAGCCUUCACCAGUGCCAGCCUCCACCAGCGCCAGCCUCCACCAGCACCAGCCUCCACCAGCUUCAGCCUUCACCAGUGCCAGCCUCCACCAGCGCCAGCCUCCACCAGCACCAGCCUCCACCAGCUUCAGCCUUCACCAGUGCCAGCCUCCACCAGCGCCAGCCUCCACCAGCACCAGCCUCCACCAGCUUCAGCCUUCACCAGUGCCAGCCUCCACCAGCGCCAGCCUCCACCAGCACCAGCCUCCACCAGCUUCAGCCUUCACCAGUGCCAGCCUCCACCAGCGCCAGCCUCCACCAGCACCAGCCUCCACCAGCUUCAGCCUUCACCAGUGCCAGCCUCCACCAGCGCCAGCCUCCACCAGCACCAGCCUCCACCAGCUUCAGCCUUCACCAGUGCCAGCCUCCACCAGCGCCAGCCUCCACCAGCACCAGCCUCCACCAGCUUCAGCCUUCACCAGUGCCAGCCUCCACCAGCGCCAGCCUCCACCAGCACCAGCCUUCACCAGUGCCAGCCUCCACCAGUGCCAGCCUCCACCAGCGCCAGCCUCCACCAGUGCCAGCCUCCACCAGCUCAUUCUCUCUCCUCGGGGAAGUUCCAGUGCCUUCUCACUGGUCUCUGUGAGGCUUAAACAAGAGAGCACAGCUGGAAGCAACCAGCCCAGAGCCUGA
Messenger RNA from Myotis brandtii (Brandt's bat), 1212 nucleotides. RefSeq names its product flocculation protein FLO11-like. The record is from RefSeq and is a predicted model, not a curated record. Bases 1 to 1212 code for a protein of 403 amino acids. Lineage: Eukaryota; Metazoa; Chordata; Mammalia; Chiroptera; Vespertilionidae. The transcript is spliced from 2 exons.